Juglans microcarpa x Juglans regia is the source of this 810-nucleotide messenger RNA. RefSeq lists its product as uncharacterized. The record is from RefSeq and is a predicted model, not a curated record. The transcript has a single exon. Lineage: Eukaryota; Viridiplantae; Streptophyta; Magnoliopsida; Fagales; Juglandaceae. Bases 1 to 810 code for a protein of 269 amino acids.
AUGGUGGACUUUCUUGUGAUGAAGGCUCCCUCCUCCUACAACGCGAUUCUAGGACGCCCAUCCCUGAACCACAUGAGGGCAGUAACCUCCACCUACCAUCUGAAGGUAAAAUUUCCAACUCCUUUGGGCGUAGGUGAAAUGCAUGGCAAGCAAAAGCUAGCAAGAGUGUGCUAUGCACGAGAAAUGAAAACUGAGGCAAUCGAAGUUCAAACUCUCGAGGAAGACUGGGAAGAAGCCAUCCUGCUGCUGUUGCGGUCUCUAACAGAGCUGGACAAAGAAGUAAGAGACAGGGAGGCCCUACGACAAGUAGAGCCCAACGAACCUCUGGUUCUUGUACCAGUAGAUCCAGGAAGACCGGAUCAUACUAUCCGAAUGGGGACUAAGAUGGCCAUCGAGCUGAGUCAGUCCAUGAAGCAACUCCUCGCCGAACAUUGGGACGUGUUCACAUGGAGUCACGAAGAGAUGCCUGGAAUUGAUGUGUCCAUCAUUCAACAUCGUCUCAGUGUGGACACCAAGGCGAAAAGAACCAAGCAUAAGCACUGCAGUUUCAGUGCAGAGAAGUAUGCGGCCAUCCCCGAGGAAGUAAACAGGCUCCUGGCUGCGGGGUUCAUCGGAGAAGUCCAUUAUCUUGAGUGGCUCUCCAAUGUAGUCUUGGUAAAGAAAGCAAGUGGAAAAUGGAGGAUAUGCAUGGAUUUCAUUGAUCUAAAUAAGGUCUGCCCAAAGGAUAGCUUCUCCCUACCGCGUACAUAUUUGAUAGUAGGAUUCGACGGCCGGACACCCCUUGCUCUACUUCAUGGAUGCAUACUCUAG